Messenger RNA from Diospyros lotus (date-plum), 1959 nucleotides. Its product is annotated as sucrose transport protein SUC4. Gene Ontology annotation, cellular component: vacuole; plasma membrane. The transcript has 5 exons. The record is from RefSeq and is a predicted model, not a curated record. Gene Ontology annotation, molecular function: sucrose:proton symporter activity. Bases 275 to 1645 code for a protein of 456 amino acids. Gene Ontology annotation, biological process: sucrose transport. NCBI's taxonomy places the organism in Eukaryota, Viridiplantae, Streptophyta, Magnoliopsida, Ericales, Ebenaceae.
AUGUACGCUCGCUAUUACAAUUUCUGCCCUUCCUUUCAUUCCUGCGGACACGUUUAUCCCUUGUUGCCUGUCCCAAAUCCGUAAUUAUUCUCUGAAGUAAGGGCAUUUCUUUCCGCUUUACAUAAUAGUUUGGUUUGGUUCUCCACUCCCCACUUUCCACCACCAGACCACCAGGAGACGCUUCCCACACACGGUCUCAACAGAAUCCAUUGUAGAGAGAGAAAUCCUAGACGGACAUAUAUAGAUAUAGAGAGAGGAGGGGGAGGAGAGUCUGAUGAAGUUACCGGAAGGCGAUCGUCGGCGAUCCAGGGAUCGGCCGGCGGUCCGGGAGCCUCCGGUGGCCAGGGUGCCGCUGAGGAAGCUCUUCAGAGUCGCAUCGGUGGCCUGCGGCAUACAGUUCGGGUGGGCUCUGCAGCUGUCGCUGUUGACGCCUUACGUUCAGGAGCUCGGAAUUCCUCACGCUUGGGCUAGCGUGAUUUGGCUCUGCGGCCCGCUGUCUGGUUUCUUCGUCCAGCCACUGGUCGGCCACACGAGCGACCGGUGCACCAGUAGGUUCGGCCGCCGGAGACCUUUCAUCAUCGCCGGAGCUUUGUCGAUCGUAAUCGCCGUGCUCGUCGUCGGCUACUCCGCCGAUCUCGGAUGGUUGUUCGGUGAUAGUGCGAGAAGUGGAACUAAGGUCGGAGCGAUCGCUGCUUUUGUGUUAGGAUUUUGGUUACUGGAUGUUGCCAACAACAUGACUCAGGGACCUUGCAGAGCUUUGCUCGCCGAUCUUACCGGUAAGGAUCACCGCAGGAACCGAGUGGCAAAUGCUUACUUCUCACUGUUCAUGGCUGUGGGUAAUGUCCUUGGAUUUGCAACUGGAUCAUACAGUGGCUGGUUCAAGAUUUUACCAUUCACUCUCAGUCCUGCAUGCGGCACAGAUUGUGCCAAUCUCAAGUCUGCCUUCAUUCUUGAUGUUGCUUUCAUUGCAAUUACUACAUCCAUAAGCAUCUCAGCUGCCAAUGAGCUGCCCCUGGACCAUAGCCACCCUCACUCACAUGAAGAAAUGCCUGGACAGUCGAGCAAUUCUCAAGAAGCUUUCUUGUGGGAACUAUUUGGAACAUUUAGAUACCUUUCAGGUCCUGUUUGGGUUAUCCUGCUUGUUACUGCUUUGACUUGGAUUGGCUGGUUUCCGUUUCUCCUUUUUGAUACUGAUUGGAUGGGUCGGGAAAUUUAUGGUGGCAAGCCGAAUGAAGGACAGAACUAUAACUUGGGAGUUAGAAUGGGUUCCUUUGGUUUGAUGGUGAAUUCAGUGUUUCUUGGAAUAACAUCAGUCCUCAUGGAAAAGCUGUGCCGGAAGUUGGGGGCUGGUGCUGUAUGGGGAAUUUCAAACAUCCUCAUGUCUUUGUGCUUUAUAUCAAUGCUUAUAAUUUCUCACAUAGCAAACAAUGUUGAUAAAGUUGGUGAUCUACCUCCAGAUGGUGUUGUAGCUGCUGCAUUAAUAGUUUUUGCAAUUCUUGGCAUUCCUUUGGCAAUCACUUACAGUGUUCCGUAUGCCUUGAUAUCAUCACGUAUAGAGUCUUUGGGACUUGGACAAGGAUUAUCAAUGGGUGUUUUGAAUCUGGCAAUUGUUAUUCCCCAGAGAGUGAAGAGACUCAAACAAUAACAUAUAAUUGCAGUUAGAUGGACUAGCUUGUUCUUGGCUUCACUUUCAAUGCUGUAAUACUCUCUUCAGUGCCUGCUUGAUGGCAGCUGGGGGAAGUACUUGAAGCCUUUAGUACAGCAACACGUUGCUACUUUGGGUCCCCCGGGGGGGUGGAAUUCUUGGAGGGAUCCUCCCUCCAAAGAAAAUUACUUGCCUACAGUUUAUGCUUUAAUGCAUGACUGAUAUUCUUAUUUCAUUCUUCCACCUAUAGUGAAUGGGGACGUUGCUUGCCCCACUGAAUUAUUGGGAAAGUAAUGUAAUUUUUAAUUUGUAAA